UUGUGCACAAAUCUCAUAAUCCUCGUGGGAUUAUUCGAACAGUCGAGUGUCAUGUUGUAAAAACAGUACUGAAUUCACACGAUUAAAUCAGAUAAAGUUAGAAAGAUUAACUACUUUCUAAAGUCUGAUAUGGAUAUGCUGAAUACAGCAUGUUAGAACAAUAAAAGAUCCAAAUAAACUUUUUACAGAAGUUUGUAUAUGCUAUCACAGACUGCACUUUCCAAUGAUAUUUAUGCGAUUUUAAAUAUUGAAUUGUUACUUAAUAUUUAAAGUAACGCAUCUUUUUAUCUGUUUUCUAACACUUACAGUAUUUAUUUAAAUUAUACUCUACUUAGUAAUGCGGUUUGUAUUGGUGAUUGAUGAACUGAUAUGAAUCGAUUUUAUGAAAAGAAAAAAAAAAGAUUAUUUUAUUGUUCUGGUGAUGCUAUAUUUUAUGUGCUUAUUAUAUGCAACUUAAAAUGUUUCUUUAAAUUAUAGUCUAUUUAGUAAUGUGUUUUAUUUCGGUGAUUAAUGAACUGAUAUGAACUUAUUAUAUUAAAAAUAUUAAAAUAUUAUUUGAUUUUAUUGUGCUGGUUAUGCUUUAUUUUUAAGGUGUCAUUAUUAUAUAGCACUUAAAAUAUACUCUAUUUAGUGAUGUGGCUUACUUUGUUAUUACUGAACUGAUUUUAUAUAUAUAAAAAAUGUUUUUAUUCCUAUUUGUAUUUGUAUUUUAUUGGGUACACAUUAUUUUAAGGUGAACUUGUUAGUUAGAGUGUAUUUAUCCAUUCAAGUACUGAGUAACAGCAUGCAUUUAUUAAUAGGGCUACAAUUGGGGUAUAGGGUUAGUUUAAUGUAAUUAUGCAUAAUGUAUAAUUUUUACUAGCUUUAAUAAUUUGUGUAACAAGGACACUGACAAAUAAAUAAAAUGUUAUGAACAGUAAACGUUUUUUACACAUGCAGUAAGGAAGUAAAAUAAAUGUGAACAGUAUUAGGGUCAGAGUCACUAAAGUGACCCGCAGUCACGUGAUGCCGUUCAGUUCCGCCGCGCCGAAGGUGCGCUCCAGCUGCGUCGCGUUUGAGCACCGGCGUUCAGUGCGCUUCAUUCACCAUCAUCACCAUCACCAUCAUCAUGAUGAUGACACGCGUGCGGUCCGCGGUCUCCAGCAUCAUCGGCGGCAUCAUGGCCUCUGGUUCCAGCGCGCAGGAGAUCCGUCCGGACCCGCCGCUCCGGUUCCCGUACAGCAGACCGGAUUUCCUCGCGCUGUCUCCAGACGAGGUGGAGUGCUCUGCGGAUCACAUCUCCAGACCCAUCCUCAUCCUCAAGGAGAUGAAGCUGCCCUGGGCCGCCGGUUACGCGGAGGUGAUCAAUGCCGGGAAAAGCCCCCUAAACGAGGACCAGGCGUGCUGUGAGGUGGUAGAGCUCAGGAGACGACCCGCAGACCCAUCCAGCCCCAGCUACACGCCCACCAGGAGACGCUCCUCGCUGCCCAGCGCAGACCUCCUGGAGUCCAUCGACAGCUCAGAGGUGAAGGAACUGAACUUCCACUACUGGGCUCUGUUUGACGGUCACGGCGGCUCCGGAGCCGCGGUUUUCACAGCCAAGUUCCUCCACCUGCACAUCGAGGAGCAGCUGCAAGAGGUGCUGGAGAUCCUGCAGAACCCGUCUCUCCAGCCGCCCACCUGUCUGGGCGAGGAGAACCCCGUCCAUCACCUCCACCCAUCUGCCAGAUGCUCCCAGCGGGGCCUGUCCCGGGCUGCUUCUCUCAGAGGGGCCGCCGGGGCCCCGGGGCCCCCAAAUACAGUGGCCCCGCGGUUCUUCAUGGAGAAGAAGAUCAAACAGGAGAGUCUGGUGGUGGGAGCCAUAGAGAACGCCUUCAAGGAGAUGGACGCUCAUAUCGCUCGAGAGAGGAUGCUUUACUCUGUAUCUGGAGGAUGUACCGCUCUAGUGGUGGUGUAUUUACUUGGAAAACUGUACGUGGCCAACGCUGGUGACAGCAGGGCUCUGAUCAUCCGUGGAGGAGAGAUCAUUCCCAUGUCCAGCUCCUUCACUCCUGAAUCAGAGCGCCAGAGACUUCAGUUCCUGGCUCACCUGCAGCCGUCGCUGCUGGGAAACGAUUUCACACACUUGGAGUUUCCCAGAAGGGUCACAAAGAAGGAGGUUGGGAAGAGAAUGCUGCACCGAGACUUUACCAUGAACGGAUGGGCCUACAAAACAGUCCAGGAGGAAGAUCUGAAGUUUCCACUCAUAUUCGGAGAGGGAAAAAAGGCUCGUGUUUUGGCCACCAUCGGCAUCACUCGUGGACUCGGAGAUCACGACCUGAAGGUUCACGACUCAGACAUCGCUAUCAAGCCGUUUCUCUCCUGUUCUCCAGAGGUGAAGAUCUAUAAUCUCUCUGAGUAUGAGCAUGGCGCUGAUGAUGUCAUGAUCCUGGCUACAGAUGGACUCUGGGACGUGCUGUCUAAUCAGGAAGUGUCAGAGGCGGUAUCUGGUUUCCUUGGAAACUGUGACCCUGAUGACCAGCACAGGUACACAAUGGCAGCUCAAGACCUGGUGAUGAAGGCCCGAGGUGUCCUGAGGGACCAAGGCUGGAGAAUCGCCGGAGACCGGCUCGGCUCUGGAGAUGACAUUUCGGUCUUUAUAAUUCCUCUAAUGCACGGCAAUAGCCAACAGCCUCAGCCUAGCUGACCAAUCAGAGGGCUGGGCGCCAACCGAAUCGGACCGAAUCCGUCUUUAACCCAGCAUUCAAAUGCUCUGACUGCGUCCUGCUGGAGUUUAAGGAACCCGUUGUGCUUCUGAACUCAUUUACAAUAUGAACACUUGCUUUUAAGACUUAGAAGUCGACGACUGCUGACUUUGAAGGCCCACGUCAACGUUCCCUACCCCCGCGUGGGUUGGUGGGAUCAGUAUAUAAGUUAUAACUUUGCACAAUGACUAAAGGAGGGUCCGGUUCUUUGAAGUUUUCCGUGGACAAAUGCGCACCCUCCACAGUUUGUUUAUCCGGACUCAUCUGGCAGCUAGGCGAAACCAACCAUGUUUUGUUUUUCUUUUCCGGAUAUUAAUUCAUCCUCUGAAUGUUUAGAUUGUGGAUUUGUUUUUUGGGUUCCCUGAAAAAAAAAUCAAAGCAAUUCUGGCUGUUAUUUGUACAUCCUGUUUUUAGUGACUCCAAGUUACUGUAAAUGAAAAAUGAGGAUUGUUUUUGUUUCUCCUGUGUUCUGUAAAUUUGCAAUAGGUACUAAGCUAAAUAAUGCCAAUCUGAUCUUCCAUUCAUCACGGUAAGAUUCUUAGAAUGAUACAUUUUCAAGGAACAAUAAAUCAUGUGUCCGAAGAUG
Cyprinus carpio (common carp) is the source of this 3309-nucleotide messenger RNA. It is a transcript of the gene ppm1h, whose product is annotated as protein phosphatase, Mg2+/Mn2+ dependent, 1H. Gene Ontology annotation, molecular function: protein serine/threonine phosphatase activity. The record is from RefSeq and is a predicted model, not a curated record. Lineage: Eukaryota; Metazoa; Chordata; Actinopteri; Cypriniformes; Cyprinidae. Gene Ontology annotation, biological process: protein dephosphorylation.